AUGGAGCAGCACCGCCAGAGACUGGUGGAGAUAUACAGACAGGAGGGUGCAGGUGAAGCAGAAAGAGCCGAGGUUAAAAAAAAACUAAUGGAGCUCACAUUCGCUCUACAACGUCGCCAUAUAAAUACACUUCCACCACCUGAGACUGAAGAUUUGAAAAGCAAAUGGCCUUUUCUUUUCAUGCCAAGGUGUAUAUAUGCACAUUUUGAGUUGCUUACAGACAUCGACAUGCUUCGUAGCUUGGAACUUGGUAUGGAAGAAUGUGGAAGGGCCAUCCCUCAAUACUUCAUGGAAAAACCUACUAACAAAGCUGUCAAGGAUGUCCUCUCUAAGGGUGAAGAUAAUGAACUGGCACUUCGUGUUGUUCAGCUGCUCAUGGCACACUUUGGAGAGGACCUAACUGGGCUGAUUCUUCUUGCAGAUGUGUCUGCCACUACAGUGGACGUUGAGACAACUCUCAGUGUUCCUGCCAGUCCUCGCCUGAUACUUCAUGGUGCAACAGGGCAAGUCACAGUUAGAGGUUGGAGGAUCACUCUUGAGGGCCAUGUAAUCUCUGAGGGCAUCACACCGACAUUUGUAACAGGACUUGCUGCUGUGUUUGCAAUCUACUACAUAUUCAACCUUCAGUAUCAAGAUGAAGCAGCCUGUAUUUUGGAAUUCACUCAGAGGCGCUUCAUUGGUAUAAAUCCAGAGAGUGGGAUAAAGGUUGUAUCCAAGGAGAAAGGUGUGAUUGUCCAGAAGAAGUCUUCCACAGUCAACACACACGUCUCCAUUAUCCUGAAGAAACUCCUUGACUUUGAAUGGGACUUCAUAUAGAUCAGUGAGUUCUCCUUAAUCUUGCUGUCUGUCCAUGUGUUGUUUUGACAAUCUGGCAUUGCCACAUUAAGCCACAAGAGUUUAUUAGUUUUAUAAGCAUUAGCUUGGAGAGUAUAUUGUACAUUCCUGAUUGUAUAAUAUUUGUUUGUUAUUGUUUGACAGUGGCUCCACUGGAAUAAUGCUGCAGA
Messenger RNA from Fundulus heteroclitus (mummichog), 1004 nucleotides. RefSeq lists its product as uncharacterized. The coding region runs from base 1 to 816 and encodes 271 amino acids. The transcript is spliced from 5 exons. Lineage: Eukaryota; Metazoa; Chordata; Actinopteri; Cyprinodontiformes; Fundulidae. The record is from RefSeq and is a predicted model, not a curated record.